UUUUUCUUUUUCCUUUUUUUGUCUCACGAUUUGGCAGGCAGCCCUAAACCUCUUCGUUUCUUUUUUUUCAUCCCAUCCAUUUCCCCCUCUCACUCUCUCUCUCUCUGUUUAUCUGCCACACUCUAUAAACUCACUCCAUUUCUGUGCUGGAUCAGUGAAAGCUGGGACACAGAAAGCUGAGCCGAAGAGACACAGACAAGGAGAGCUGUCGGGAGGAGGGCGGGGAGAGGGACAGAAGGCGAACGGGAGUCGCGGUAGGAUGGUCGAGUACUGGACUUUGGCACCGGCCGUCCAUCUGUCACUUUCUUCCACCCUCUCUGUGGCACUGAUGGGGUCGCGGCGAUGGCAGCCAGUGACGGAUGACUAAUCUUCUGGUGGCAAUGAGCGAGACACCUCCCUCGGAAUGCCAAAAACGGUGCUGGUUGGUAAGGGAGGUCUUAUUGUGAAUUGGGAUGCAUUUUUUUAAUGUAAUGUCUAUGCCAAGCAAAUACAUUGACCACUUUCUUGUGUGCUGAUUCACAAGGAAGGAAGAGCUUAACUAGAUUUAGCAAAUAUUAGAUUUCCAGGGGUUUAAUGAUGGAAACAUGUCAUGGAGGUGGAACAGAGAUAUGGACACCUUCAUUAUGAAAGACGAUGAUGAUGCCCUUCUCAUUCUGUUUGACCCUGUCUCCAGUCAAUCCGUCUUGACUCUGUGCGCUGAAUAACUCAGACGUGUCUUGUCUUCAGUUCAUAAUGCGCAGGCGUGAUCCUAUCAGAGCCCCGCAAAAAAAGCUGUAACCAUCCAGAACUACACGUCGUGUGCGUUGUUCUUCAAGUGGCGCCCAAACGAAAGCUGAAACAUCCAUUUUGCUGUUUGACUUAAGAGACGGUAGGGGAAUGAAGGUUACCUUUCCCGUCAAACCUUCUGUAAGACACAGUCCAACCUGUGGAUAGUGCAGAGCGCGUCUGUCCAGCCUGCGCUAUCUGGGACGCUCUGCUUUUCCUAAAGCUUGCUGCACGCGUCUUUUAUUCCACCGUUGGCGACUCGGUGUGGGAUCUGCUGUUCGAGCGGAGCCUUGUGCAGAUAUUUAGUUUAUGAAUGGCACUAACAUGGAGGAAAUACCGUUUCAGAAAGUCAAAACCAGGCGGAGGAGAAGUCACUGUCCAUCGGGUGUCCCCCUGACCACCAUCGCCUGCGAGGACGAGUUCGACUGCAAGGAGCUGGAGUCCCUCUUCCAAAACUACAACCUGAAACUGGAGCAGACAUCCACACUCAAAGCCCUGGCGGUCCUCAUUUUUAUGUCCGCGACGCUGGCCGUGGUGGAGCUGCUGUCCGGCCCGAGCCUCACCAUCUCCAAGGGGUCCCAUCCGGUCCACGGUGUCAUCUUUCUCUCCCUUUUCAUAGUAACUAACGUCAAGUACCUGCAAGUGACUCAACUGCAGCAGAUCGUCAACCUGACACUACUCUUCAGCUUCACGUUUUCAUUCCUUUGCUGCCCCUUCUCCCUGGGCGCGAUGGGAUUGGAGCCUCCGACGUCCCCGGAGCAGGGCAUGUGGCAGCUCAUCCUGGUCACCUUCGUCACCUACGAGCUUCUACCUGUGAGGACCCUCCUGGCUGUUGUGUUUGGAGUGAUGGUGUCCAUCUGCCAUCUGAUUGUGACUGCCACGUCUGUUACGGUGAAAACGCAGAAACUAUGGAGAACACUGGUUGCAAACACUGUGCUGUUCACCAGUGUCAACCUGUCAGGGCUGUUUGUUCGCAUCCUGACGGAGCGAGCCCAGAGAAAAGCCUUCCUGCAGGCUCGCAACUGCAUUGAGGAACGACUCCGAAUGGAGGAUGAGAACGAGAAACAGGAGCGCCUGCUAAUGAGUCUGUUGCCCAGGAACGUAGCUAUGGAGAUGAAAGAGGAUUUCCUGAAGCCCCCUGAAAGGAUCUUUCACAAAAUCUACAUCCAGCGCCAUGACAAUGUCAGCAUCCUGUUUGCAGAUAUAGUUGGUUUCACCAGCCUCGCGUCUCAGUGCACAGCCCAGGAACUGGUUAAACUCCUAAAUGAGCUGUUUGGAAAGUUUGAUGAGCUUGCCACGGAGAACCACUGUCGCAGGAUUAAGAUCCUGGGGGAUUGUUACUACUGCGUGUCAGGACUGACUCAACCCAAGACUGACCAUGCUCACUGCUGUGUCGAAAUGGGUUUGGACAUGAUCGACACAAUAACGUCAGUGGCAGAGGCAACAGAAGUCAAUCUUAACAUGCGUGUGGGUCUGCACACUGGUCGAGUGCUAUGCGGAGUGCUGGGCCUCAGGAAAUGGCAGUAUGAUGUCUGGUCAAACGACGUGACGCUGGCCAAUGUGAUGGAAACUGGAGGACUACCAGGGAAAGUUCACAUCACCAGAUCAACACUUGAGUGCCUAAAUGGAGACUAUGAGGUGGAGCCUGGGAAUGGUCAUGAAAGAAACGCCUUUCUCCAAAAGCAUGAAAUAGAAACUUUCUUUAUUGUGCCAUCUCACAGACGAAAGAUAUUCCCAGGAUUGAUUCUUUCGGAUAUAAAGCCUGCCAAAAAGAUGAAGUUCAAAACUGUUUGCUACUUACUGGUGCAGCUCAUGCACUGCAGGAAAAUGUUCAAAGCUGAGAUUCCUUUCUCCAAUGUCAUGAACUGCGAGGAUGGCGAUAAGCGGAGGGCCAUGCGAACGGCUCCACAGAAGCUGAGGAACCGCUCCAAUGCUAAUCAAGCUAACAUGAUCCAAAGCAGCCCCCGAACCAGGGUCAACCGCUACAUUGGCCGGCUGAUUGAGGCCCGCCAGACAGAGUCCGACACAGCAGACCUCAACUUCCUUACUCUCAUGUAUAAGUGCGCUGAGCGCGAACAGAGGUACCACCAGGUUCCUGAUGAGUACUUUACCAGCGCGGUGGUUGUCUCUCUGAUCCUAGCGGCCUUGUUUGGAAUUGUUUAUCUUCUCAUCAUACCGCAGGGCACAGUUGUACUUGUCCUUCUCGUCUUCUGCAUCUGUUUCCUUGUAGCUUGUAUUAUGUACCUGCAUAUCACUAGAGUACAGUGUUUUCCAGGGUGCCUGACCAUUCAGAUUCGAACUGCUCUCUGUAUUCUUAUAGUACUUUUAAUCUACGCUGUGGCCCAGGCCUGUGUUGUGGGGUGUAUGCCCUGGAUGUGGGGAAGUGCCAAUACAAACAGUUCCAUUGUCAUCAUUGAUGUGGACAGUGGAGAAAACCGCACCAUGGCAGAGCUGCCCUGUGACGGGGCCCGCUAUGCCUUUCUUUCUUGUGUAGUGGGCACCCUCACCUUGGCGCUUUUCUUGCGUGUCUCUUGGUUGCCAAAGAUGGCGCUGAUGCUCCUUUUGGGGGUGCUGUACAUCACUGUGCUGGAGCUCAGUGGCUUUCACAAGACUGCAGGUGGGGGGUCCUUCCACAUCCGGGGCUACGAGCCCAUCCUGUCUCUUUUGCUUUUUGUCAGUGCCCUGGCCCUCCACUCUAGGCAACUUGACCUCAAGCUGCGCUUGGACUUCCUUUGGGCUGUGCAGGCAGAGGAGGAACGAGAUGGAAUGGAGAAAGUAAAGCUGGACAACAGGAGGAUCCUCUUUAAUCUACUGCCUGCCCACGUGGCUCAGCACUUCUUAAUGUCAAACCCCAGAAACAUGGUGAGCCAUGCUAAUAAACAGGCAUGCAGGCAGACUGACCAGCAGGAUCUGUACUAUCAGUCCUACGCCCAAGUCGGUGUCCUAUUCGCCUCUAUUCCAAACUUCAAUGAUUUCUACAUUGAACUGGAUGGGAACAACAUGGGGGUGGAGUGCCUGAGGCUGCUAAAUGAAAUCAUUGCUGACUUUGAUGAGCUCAUGGACAAAGAGUGCUACAAAGACAUAGAGAAAAUCAAAACUAUUGGCAGUACAUACAUGGCAGCUGUGGGGCUUGUCCCCACCAUUGGCACCAAGGCCAAAAAAUCGGUUUAUGACCAUCUGAGCACAAUCGCAGACUAUGCGAUAGAAAUGUUUGAUGUUUUGGAUGAAAUCAACUACCAAUCAUACAAUGAAUUUGUCCUCAGAGUGGGUAUCAACGUUGGUCCGGUAGUUGCGGGGGUGAUUGGAGCACGGCGGCCGCAGUAUGACAUCUGGGGUAAUACAGUGAAUGUGGCCAGUCGGAUGGACAGCACUGGUGUACCAGGAAAAAUUCAGGUAACUGAGGAGGUUUAUCGUAUGCUGAAUACCAACUAUGACUUAGUCUGCCGUGGCAAAGUAAGUGUAAAAGGUAAAGGUGAGAUGCUUACAUACUUUCUGGAAGGGAAAGUGCAGGGCAUUGGCACUGCAACCACCUCAUCAGUAAUGCGUUCCACCAGCCUGGCACGCCGUAUCCAUUCCUGUGGCAAGGCGAGCGUGCCGACCCAUCUGGACAGCGUCUCCUCUGCUGCCAGCCUGGCUCCUCAAGCCGGCAUGGGCGGCAACUUUCAAAUGGACACUGCCAACAUCAGCAACAACCAAGCAACAUGCCUCCUCUCACCCUGCGUGCCUGCGCUGGGUGAACUAGAAGGAGAGGACGAUGUAGAGGUGACAAAGAUUCAAAUCGAGGCCGUGGUAGCUAUCGCAGAUGUAGCAGUGUAGGAGUAACAACAAGACACUUUCACAGCCGCAGGAAAACCUGGAGAAGUCAGGGCUGUCCAGGAAUUUCUCAUAAAUCCUCAGAUACUGGCACAAUCCAGGAUGUUUUCAAUCAGGAUACAAACUUCCUGAGGCAUUCAAAGCUAAAACUGACAAUUACACUUGCUUUCAGAGAUUUUGUUAACUGUUUGCCUCUAUUCAGAGUUGAGAUGUGAAGAGAAGAAAAAUGAACCCAACUUCUCAAUUCUCUCUGAACAUCGCUAUAACAGAUGAUUAGAUUUGUAGUAUUAUCGGGUUCCUGUGCAGGUAUAUCCAGGUAAUAUGUGCAACCUUGUUUUAUAUGAAGUGCAUAUUUCCAUGUACAAGGAAUAUGUACAUUUAUACCCAGAAAAAAGACUGAUCAUGCAUUUGCUUCUGCACUGUAUUUCUGAUUAUGCCAAGGAUAAAUUGCAUUAUUUUCAGACAAAAAUGUUUAUUUAUAUUUUGGUGUGUGAAGGCAUGCAUGUUUAUAAUUAUAAAUGUGUGUAUGCAUGUGUGUUCAGUUUUGAAUUAUAACAAAACAGCACAAAAUCCUUUUUAUAUUCAACUCUCACCGGAUGAAGCUGGCUUUUUAUGAAAUAUGGCAAACAGUUUGUCUUAGUGCAUGACUUUUUAAAAGUUGAGAGCCAUAAGUAAUGAUAUUCUGCUUCACAGAAAAACCAAAGUAAUGAUUUUGAGUUUUACAAAUUUUGCAAAAAUGGGAUCUUGCACUUGCUACUUUGAUUCAUUAUUAACCAAUUUAAAAAGUUUAAUGUCUUGAUAUCACACUGGUUCACAGAGUCUAUAGAGAGUUAUGUAUAUGCAAACAGUAUACUCAUAUAGUGGCUGUUUUGAUGGUGAAUAUGAACUAAAAGUGGUAGAAAGAACAGAAGAAGUUGGUUGAAUGUUGAAUCAGUGCAACUACAGAAACUGGUUCAUGCCAAAAUGAGAAGGUUCACAAAAAAAAAAGCACCACACAGAACACCAGUAAGUUCUGCAUUUAAGGCACACAUAAACAUACAUGACUAUGAAAAUGUAUUCAUACCCCUUGAACAUUUCUACAUUUUGUCACAUUACAAUCUCAAACUUUAAUACAAUCCCAAUUCCAAUGAAGUUGGGACGUUGUGUAAAAUGUAAAUAAAAACAGAAUACAAUGACUUGCAAAUCCUGUUCAAUCUAUAUGCAAUUAAAUACCAUACAAAACUAAGAUGUUUAACUGAUGAACAGUUUUUUGCAAACAGGGCCACGUUUACCACUGUGUCCGUCACGUUUUCUUUUAACACUCAGUAAGCGCCACACAUUUUCAAUGGGAGACAGGUCUGGACUGCAGGCAAGCCAGUCUAGUACCCGCACACUUUUACUAUGAGGCCACGCUGUUGUAAUAAGUGCAGAAUGUGGGUUGGCAUUGUCUUGCUGAAAUAAGCAGGAAUGUCCCUCAAAAACACAUUGGCAGCACCUGUUGCUCCAAAACCUGUACGUACCUUUCAGCAUUAAUGGUGCCUUCAUAAAUGUGCAAGUUACCCAUGCCGUGGGCACUAACACACCCCAAUACAAACACAGAUGUUGGCUUUUUAACUUUGCCCUGAUAAUGAUCCGGAUAGUCCAUUUCCUCUUUGACCCAGAAGACACGACAUCCAUGAUUUCCAACAAAACUAAAUUAGAAAUUUGAAUGGAUCUGUAGAUGUAGCAACAAACUGUGUUAACUGACAAUGGUUGUGUUCCUGAGUCCACGUGGUAAUACAUGAGCAGUCGAAGGUCACAAGGUCACAAAGUGGUGAACCUUACACCUUCCUUGUUUGUGAAUGACACCCAUCUUUGGGGGUUGCUCCUUUUAUGCGCAAUCAUUGCACUCACCUCUUUCCAGUUAACCUGUCCACCUGUGGAAUUUUCCAAACAGGUGUUUUGAGCAUUCCUCAUCUUUCCCAGUCUUUUGAUGUCCCUGUCCCAGCAUUUUUGGAACAUGUUGCAAGCAUCAAAUUCAAAAUGAGUAAAUAUUUGCAGAAAAAAAACAUACAUUUUAUCAGUUCGAACACGAAGUAUCUUUUCUUUGUAUUGUACCAAUUGCAUAUAGAUUGAACAGCAUUUGCAAAUCAAUAUAGUCUGUUUUACAUUUUACACAACGUCCCAAAUUUAUUAGAAAUGCAGGUGUAGAUUGGGAUUUAAUGAUAUAGACCACCUCAUAGUAGAGCAUAAUUGUGAUGUGGAGGGAACAUGACACAUGGUUUCCUAUUUGUUUAAAAUUAAAAUCAGAAAAGUGUGGGGUGCAUUUAUAUUUAGCGCCCUGAGUGAGAACUUUGUAGCACCACCUUUUUGGUAUGUCUCCACCAGCUUUACAUAGACUGAAAUGUUUACCCAUUGUUCUUCUAAAAAUACUCAGUCAGAAUGGAUGCAGAACAUUUAUAAACAGAAAUUGUCUUGCCACAAAUUUUAUUUAGAUCUGAACUUUGAUUGGGCCCUUUUAACACAUGAAUAUGCUUUUAUUCGAGUCAUAUCUGCUCUGUGUGUAUGAUUAGGGUUAUUUUCCUGAUGGAAGGUGAACCUCCAUCCUUGUCUCAAGUCUUUUGUAGCCUCUAAGAGGUUUUCCUCCAGUGUUGCCCUGUAUUUAGCUCCAUCCCUCUUUUCUGUCUAACCAAUUCUCUAGUUCCUGCUGAAGAGAACCAUCUCACAGCAUGAUGCUGGAACCACCAUGAUUCACCUUCGUUAAGGCAUGAUCAGGAUGGUGUGUUAGUUUUGUGUUUCACAGAGGUUUUUGUAUGGAGGCCAAUAGUUCAUUUGUGGUAUCAUCUUGUCAGAGCACUUUCUUCAACCAAUUGGGACUUCCUAUGGCCUACUUUCAACAGUGGCUUUCUUUUUACUACUCUCAAUAGAGUCAACUGUAUCUAACUAAGCUGUGGACCUCUGCAGUUCAUCAAGACUUACCAUGGGCCGCUUGGCUUCUUCUGUGAGUAAUUGUCUUCUUGCACAGCUAAGUUAAGUUCAUAUGGGUGGCAAUAUCUUGGCAGGUUUGGCUGUUAUACUCUUUCCAUUUGCACCAGCAGAUGUUCAAAGCUUGGAAUAUAUUUUUUAUUAUCUAACCCUUCUUUAAACCUCUCUCCUACUUUAUUGCUAUUGCUGGGUUACUUGGUCUCCAUGUUGCUGUUUACCGACUAAUGCUCUCCAACCUCUGAGGCAUUCCACAUGACUAAAUGUGAAAAUCCAACGUGUAUGGCUACUUUUGCAAGGCAAUGUAGACUAAUGGGGUAAGGAUGGCAUUCAUCCAUAUAGAAGGGAGCACUUACAUGGUAAUAAGCACACCACUUCCAUAAAUGCAUGACCUUUAAGUGUUUUAAAUGCUCAGUCUGUGUACAUUCACUUAUUUUCUUGAGGCUGCAGAAACUUUGGUGCCGUGUCUAUAGUUGCUAUUGUUUUUUUAAGGCUUAUACAUUACUGUACUACAGCUUUUCAAUAUAAUAUUGCUAGAGUUUGUGAAUAACAUUAAGCGGAUUUCUCUCAGAUGCAGUUUCAUAAAUACGAGGCAUGUCAGAUAUCUUUAGAGCCUGUAUCUUUAAGUGCAUAGACAUUUUCACUUGAUAUGGAAAAGUGUGAAUACAUAACGUUUAAGUCUUUUGCCUUACUCAAUAAGCUUACAGUGAGUGCAACUUGCCUUUUUAGAUUUAUUCACUUUGAUAUGCAGAUCAUAAUCUUUUUUGUAAAUAGCCAAAAGCUGUAAACUAUGUUGUAUCUUGUACAGUGUAAAGUUAAGUUAUUGAAUAUUUUGUAAUAAAGACAAUAUUGGUGUAUAAAA
Messenger RNA from Girardinichthys multiradiatus, 8380 nucleotides. Its product is annotated as adenylate cyclase type 1-like. Lineage: Eukaryota; Metazoa; Chordata; Actinopteri; Cyprinodontiformes; Goodeidae. Gene Ontology annotation, molecular function: adenylate cyclase activity. Gene Ontology annotation, cellular component: plasma membrane. The record is from RefSeq and is a predicted model, not a curated record. The transcript has 20 exons. The coding region runs from base 1075 to 4581 and encodes 1168 amino acids. Gene Ontology annotation, biological process: cAMP biosynthetic process; adenylate cyclase-activating G protein-coupled receptor signaling pathway; intracellular signal transduction.